This is a messenger RNA of Meloidogyne enterolobii, 372 nucleotides long. The record is from the annotation of a GenBank genome assembly. Lineage: Eukaryota; Metazoa; Nematoda; Chromadorea; Rhabditida; Meloidogynidae.
AUGAAAAAAUCUAAAGAUGUUUCAUUUAAAAUUUUAACAAAUGGAGGAGACAAUUUUGAAAGAGUUUAUGUAAUGUUUGAUUGUUCUCAAGAAGGUAUAGAACAAUAUAUAAAUGUACAAAUGAUUUAUGAUUAUAUUGUUGAGUAUAUAGCUACUUCUGGAGAUUGUUCAAAAAUGGCGUCUUUUAUUUCCUUAAACUAUAAUUUAAUUUACCCAUCACCUAAAAUAAGCGAGAGAGCAACAAAUGUUCAAAUUAAACAAUUUGGGAAUUCAACAACUACAACAUAUGAAAUUGCCAAUAUUCACAAUCCAAAAGUUAGAUUCUCCUUUUGCCAUAAAUACUUUUAUGUUGACAUCAAAAAGAUGGAGUAG